Messenger RNA from Sphaeramia orbicularis (orbiculate cardinalfish), 2044 nucleotides. RefSeq names its product protein Hikeshi-like. The transcript has a single exon. Gene Ontology annotation, biological process: protein import into nucleus. Gene Ontology annotation, cellular component: nucleus; cytosol. Gene Ontology annotation, molecular function: nuclear import signal receptor activity; Hsp70 protein binding. The record is from RefSeq and is a predicted model, not a curated record. NCBI's taxonomy places the organism in Eukaryota, Metazoa, Chordata, Actinopteri, Kurtiformes, Apogonidae. The coding region runs from base 202 to 798 and encodes 198 amino acids.
CCACACCGGAAGAGUCGAUCAGGUCGGACAGACUCAACUGGAACUUUCUACGGGACCUGAUCGGGGGCGGGUCCAGGUCCGGGUCCAGUCUGUUUGGUGACUGUAUCUGCCAGGCUCUGCUGAGGCUGCGGCGGCUGAGACCGGAGCUACCACCGGACCAACCCCGGGACUAACACCGGCUAACGGUGUCGCGUCGGCGGCAUGUUCGGCUGCCUGGUGGCCGGGCGGCUGGUGCAGACCGACUCGGUGCAGGUGUCCUCGGAUAAGUUCGUGUUCACGCUCCCGGACUAUGAGAACGUGAACCACGUGGUGGUGUUCAUGCUGGGCACGGUGCCGUUCCCCGCCGGGAUGGGCGGGGCCGUGUACUUCUCGUUCCCGGACCCGGUGAGCGGCGGCCCGGUGUGGCAGCUGCUCGGCUUCAUCACUAACGACAAACCCAGCGCCAUCUUCCGGAUCUCGGGGCUGAAGGCCGGGGAGGGCGGGGCGCACCCCUUCGGCUCCGUGGCCCCGGCGGCCUCGGCCUCCGUGGCGCAGGUCGGGGUGUCCGUGGAGGCCCUGGACCAGCUGGCCCAGCAGACCCCGGUGUCCGGCGCCGCCGUGUCCACGGUGGACUCCUUCCUCCACUUCACCCAGAAGAUGCUUGACAGCCUCUUCAACUUCGCCGCGUCCUUCGCGGUGACGCAGGCGCAGAUGAACCCGAACCCGACCGAGACCUUCAUCCCGUCCAGCUGCGUCCUCCGCUGGUACGAGAACUUCCAGAGGCGCCUGGCCCAGAACCCGAACUUCUGGAAGACCUGAGGGACCAGACGACACCCCGAGACCAAAGAGGAGGCCGAACCGGUGCGCAGAGUCCGAGACCGAGACCCGUGAACCGGACCAAGGACUGUGUAGAACCUGAACCAGGUGGAUCCACUGAGAUAGAGCUUUUGUUUUGUUUUUCUGUAUUAAAACAAGAAAAGGCACGAGAUCAUGUGUGAGGUUCUUCAUUUAAGAGCAACGCCUGCACCUGAACGCACCACAGGUAUCUAACACACCAACUGUGUACCUGAAUGCACCACCAGUACCUGAACACACCAACUGUGCACAUGAAUGCACCACAGGUAUCUAACACACAACUGUAUACCUGAAUGCACAACAGGUAUCUAACACACCAACUGUGUACCUGAAUGCACCACCAGUACCUGAACACACCAACUGUGUACAUGAAUGCACCACAGGUAUCUAAACACACCAACUGUGUACCUGAAUGCACCACCAGUACCUGAACACACCAACUGUGUACAUGAAUGCACCACAGGUAUCUAACACACCAACUGUGUACCUGAAUGCACCACCAGUACCUGAACACACCAACUGUGUACAUGAAUGCACCACAGGUAUCUAAACACACCAGUACCUGAACACACUGCCUGCACCUAAAUACAUCACUGGUACCUGCUCACAGCUUGUACACCUGAACACACCACCUGCACUGAAAGGCAACAUCUGUACAUUAACACAUCAUUGGCAUUUGAACGUAACACCGGUCCUUGAAUACACCACCAGUACCUGAACAGGAAGAAUGCACCUGAAUGCAAUGGUACCUGAAUGCCCCACUGGUAUGUGAGCUCAUGGACUUGAACACAUCAUGAUGCAGAGGGAAGUGUCUAUGAGAUGAACGGAUGACCAGUGAACGCAUCGGCUUCAUCUAAACUGUUGUGAUGUUUCUGUGGAGUCCAGUCGUUCAGACCUCAGGUCCAACUGGAGGCCGUGCAGUCCUGGACCUGAUCCCAGUUCCUCAAAACCUUCGAUAAAGCUUCCGCCUCUAUAUUGUGUCUUUAAUCGUCCAUUGGUCAAACGUCAGGUUUAAAUUUAAAGUGUUGCUUCAUUAGUUUUUGUUCUAAAUAAAUCUUGAACUCUAACAUCUGUCAGUUUAACAAAACUGAAGUGAAUUCAUCACAUUUAAUCUGCUUAAUUUCUCUGAUGUCCAGAUAAUAGACAUUAAAAUACUGUGACUUAAGUUUCCUGUUUACAGAGUAAAUGAAAUAAAACCUGUAAAAAUGGA